UUGACUUUACCAGCUCAUCAAAGGAGUAUGAAACAGAUGUACAUUCAUACAUAAAUAAAUGAAUUCAUGAUGCUUCAAGGCUUUGAUAGUUUGUUAAAAUCUUGAUUUGGUUGAGAAUUGAUAAGUAGUCGCGAAUGGAGACUUGCAUGAAGUUUCUGUUUCUCGCUUUUGCCACUUUCUCCAUCAUACACCAAGUUCAGUCUCAGGAUCAACAAGGAUUCAUCAGUAUAGAUUGUGGAUUACCUUCCAAUGAGUCUCCUUAUGUCGAACCAGUCACCGAUAUCACUUACACCUCUGAUGCUGGUUUUGUCCACGGAGGAAAGACUGGUACCAUCAAAAAAGUCUCUGAGACAGACUUUAUCGCAAAACCAUAUAGGGUUUUGAGAUACUUCCCUGACGGAACGCGAAACUGCUACAGUUUGAAUGUCACUCAAGAUACAAAUUACCUCAUCAGGACAGUUUUUGUAUAUGGAAACUAUGAUGGUCUUAAUAUUUUCCCAAGAUUCGACCUCUAUCUUGGUCCUAAUAUUUGGAAAUCCCUAGAUCUGAGAAGAACAGGUUUUGGUGCUGUUGUUGAGGAGAUUAUUCACGUCACAAGAUCUAACAUAUUAGACAUAUGCGUUGUCAAGACAGGAACAAGUACACCACUUAUAUCAGCAAUUGAACUAAGACCUUUGCCGUACAAUACUUAUCCUGCACAAACCGGUUCCUUGAAGAAUUUAGUUCGCUACUACUUCACCACUUCUAACAAAACAAUACUUCAUCCCAAAGAUGUUCAUGAUCGUGUUUGGAAUCCGUACUUCCAGCCAGAAUGGACGCAUAUAGACACAACCCUCAACGUAAGUGACUCGUCUGGUGGCUAUGACUUGCCACAAGAUGUAAUUGCGACCGCAGCCACACCCACUAAUGCUAGUGAGCCAUUGAUCUUUACCUGGAAUUUGGAAAGCGCUGAUGAUGAAACUUAUGCUUACAUAUAUGUCGCCGAUAUCCAACAAGUGCGAGCCAAUGAAACAAGAGAAAUCGAAAUUGUGGGGAAUGGUAAAGUUAUUUUCCCACCUUAUCGUCCCAAGAAGUUUGAAUUUGAAGUAGGGAUGCUAACCAACACUGUACCACUAAAAUGUGAGGGAGGGGUAUGUCGAGUGCAGUUGUCAGAAACGCCGAGGUCGACUCUUCCACCCUUGAUGAAUGCCUUAGAGAUUUUCACGACCAUUGAGUUUCCACAAUCAGAAACAAACCAAAGCGACGUCAUUGCUAUUAAGACUAUCGCAUCUACGUACGGAUUGAAUAAAGUCAGUUGGCAAGGCGAUCCAUGUGUUCCUAAACAAUUCUCGUGGAUUGGUGUAGGCUGCAGUGUUAUUGAUAUUUCCACACCACCAAGAAUCAUAACAUUAGACUUGUCUGGAAGUGGAUUAAGUGGAGUUAUACCGCAUGGCAUACAAAAUCUAACCCAACUUCAAGAAUUGGACUUGUCAAAUAACAACUUAACUGGAGAAGUGCCUGAGUUUCUAGCCAAGAUGGACUCCUUGUUGAAAAUAAACUUAAAUGGAAACAAUCUUAGAGGUCCUCUUCCUCAAGCCCUUCUUAAUAGAAAAAAGGGAGGACUACAACUACAUCUUGAAGGAAAUAAAGACCUAUGUGUCUCAUGCCAUUCAAAAUUUCCGGUGGUAGUUGUCGUCGCAUCUCUUUGUUCUCUUGUGGCCAUUAUCAUAAUGGUGUUAGUUCCCGUCUUCAUUUUAAGAAGGAGAAAGACAUCAACUGGGAAAGUUAUGCGCCCAUCACUUGAAAUGAAAAACAGAAGAUUUACAUAUUCAGAGGUCAGAGAAAUGACGAAUAACUUUCAAGUUGUUUUGGGUAAAGGAGGCUUCGGUGUUGUUUGUCGUGGUUUUCUAAACAAUGAACAAGUAGCCGUAAAAGUUAUCUCACAUUCAUCAACUCAAGGCUACAAGGAAUUCAAAACAGAGGUCGAGCUUCUUCUAAGAGUUCACCACGUGAAUUUAGUAAGCCUCGUCGGAUAUUGUGAUGAAGGAAAUGACUUGGCUCUCAUCUACGAGUUCAUGGAAAAUGGGAAUUUAAGGGAACAUCUCUCAGGAAAACGUGGCGGCUCUUUUUUGAACUGGUCGAGUAGACUUAAGAUAGCUAUUGAGUCUGCGCUAGGGAUUGAAUAUUUGCAUAUUGGAUGUAAGCCGCCAAUGGUUCAUAGAGAUGUGAAAAGUACCAAUAUACUGUUAGGUCAACAGUUUGAAGCGAAACUCGCGGACUUCGGACUUUCCAGAUCUUUUCUAGUGGGAAGUCAAACUCACGUAUCAACAAAUGUUGCUGGAACUCUUGGAUAUCUUGAUCCUGAAUACUAUCAAAAGAAUUGGUUAACAGAGAAGAGUGAUGUUUAUAGUUUUGGGAUUGUGUUACUGGAGAUAAUCAGUGGCCAACCUGCGAUUGAACACUCACGUGAAAAUUCUUACUUAUCAGAAUGGGCGACGUCUAUGCUCGCGAAUGGUGAUAUUGAAAGUAUUAUGGAUCCGAAACUCCAUGGAGAUUAUGACACAGCUUCAUCUUGGAAAGCUCUUGAAUUAGCAAUGUCAUGCAUUAACCCUUCUUCUAGAGAGAGACCAAACAUGACUAGGGUUGCUCAUGAACUAAAUGAGUGUUUGGAAAUAUACGAGAACUUAGGUAAACGAAGGAGCCAAGAUGCAAAUUCAUCAAAGUCCAUGGUACAUAACAUAAGUUUCAUCAGUGAUAGUCCUUCAGCUCGUUAAUAUUUCCAUAUCUAUAUAUAUUCUUUUGAGAGAUACAGUACUCCACAGGUUGUGUGUAUUCAAAGUCUGUAAUGUGAAUAUUUUACAUGUGA
Messenger RNA from Camelina sativa (false flax), 2845 nucleotides. The record is from RefSeq and is a predicted model, not a curated record. NCBI's taxonomy places the organism in Eukaryota, Viridiplantae, Streptophyta, Magnoliopsida, Brassicales, Brassicaceae.